This is a messenger RNA of Chrysemys picta bellii (western painted turtle), 1370 nucleotides long. The record is from RefSeq and is a predicted model, not a curated record. NCBI's taxonomy places the organism in Eukaryota, Metazoa, Chordata, Testudines, Emydidae.
CCCACCCCCCGCUGCCGCCGCCGCCGCCGCCGCUGCUCUCCCUGGAGCCCUGCUGGGUGCGGAACAGUGCAGCGAGGGGAACUGUGCACGGAGGUCGCGGUUGCACCCUGGGUUGCGUUGCCUGCAGCCCCAGCAGGAAGUGCCCUGAGUGCUAGUCGAUAGAACGUGCCGCUGCGGCGCGCGCUGCAGGCACCGGCUUUUCCCGGGGAGUCCCGGACUCAAAGCCGCUGGGCGGGCUCGGGUCCCGCACAGGGGAAAAGGCAGCAGGGGCUGCCAGGAGUCUGGGUCGCUGCAGAGGAAUGGUGCCCUGAGCUGGUGCCUUGCUGUGAGGAGAUGCCCGCAGGAUGCCUUUCACAACGCCCGCGGGCAUGAGAAGACUCCCGCAGCAGCAGAGUGUCUGGUGGGCAUUUAGCAGCCGUGAUGUGGGAGUGUCAGGUGGUGAGGAGACCAUGCCGCUGGCCUGCCGAGGCUUGAGAUUGAGUAGGUCUGGUGAAGGUGGCCCGGGAAGGAAGGACACGCUUGGCAGCUUGGAAACCAUAAGUGGCCUCUGAUGAGAUGAGGCUCCUCACCAGCCCGUUGCGCCGGAUGCUGUUGGGCCUCCAGAAUCUCUGUGAAGGAGAAGGAGGGAGUCCUGCCAAAUGCUGUGUCCUAAACCCCCACCGCCUGCUUCGGAGGGAGAAUUUCAGUGCUAAAGUGACAGCCAUUGAGCUGGUCAGCUACUGGCGAGGUGUGUUUGAGGCGAAUGGGAUCCCUGAAGCACAGGAAUCCAGCGAGUAUAUCGUUUCCUACGUCCUGGGAGCAAAGACAUUUCACAGCUUGGGUGCUGGCAGCCUCUCCACCCCGCUCACAUUGGAGCAGCGGCAGCAGAUUCAGCAGCUGAGUAUGAAGCGGCUACAAAGGAUGCCUGUGCAGUACGUCCUUGGUGAGUGGGAUUUCCGGGAACUGACCCUCAAGAUGAGACCCCCAGUCUUCAUUCCUCGGCCCGAGACAGAGGAGCUUGUCUCCUUGGUGUUGGAAGAAGAAUUACAGAGGAGUGGGAGCCCUGCAGUUCUUGCUGGUCACCAGAGCCCCACCGUUGUCCCUCACCCUGUGAUCCUGGAGAUCGGCUGUGGCUCAGGGGCUAUUGCACUGAGUUUACUGAGCAAACUGCCCAAGAGCCGGGUAAUAGCUGUUGAUAAAGAGGAAGCUGCUGUGAAUCUCACCAAAGAGAAUGCUCAGAGCAAGAGAGAAGUGCCCACAUCUCCUGGUUCCUUAGGGAAUCUAAGUAAUGCAGAGUCCAGUGAGGUAUGGUUCAAGCUGAGAGGCACUGGUACAGUUGUGUGUUCUCUUAGAGGUGCCAGGGGUGGAGGGAGAGCCCACAUAAGGAUAUU